Molecule: messenger RNA, 1115 nt
Organism: Triticum urartu
Lineage: Eukaryota; Viridiplantae; Streptophyta; Magnoliopsida; Poales; Poaceae
Product: thioredoxin H4-2
Source: RefSeq, a predicted model, not a curated record
GCUCACGCCGGCCGGCCGGGAGCGGACGGGCCGGUCGAUCCAUCCUGGUCGUCGGCGUCGUCGUCGUCGUCGCCUCCAGAAGCACGAGCCCAGCAUAGCACGGCCACAGAAUAUUCCACGUCCCUUCCCUUUGCGCCCCAGCAGCAAUAAAAAAGCAAGCCAAUCCCCCACCCCUCCUCCUCUUCCUCCGAUUAAUCAAACCGCGCCGCGGCGGCGGCGAGCGUGCGACCUACGACCACCAGACGACCCAACCGACCCACUGACCCACACCACCGGAGAGCUCUUCCUUUUACGUCAAUCAACCGAACCCAGUUAAAGAACCUCUUAAUUGCCCGCCAGGAGAUCCGCCAGGCUUAUCUUCUCCGUCUCCUCCGACCUCACCUCGCCCCCUCGCCCCGCGGCUUCUGGGCUCCUUGGCGCCAAAAUCCCCGCUUCCGAUCCCAGGCGUUCAGGAAACAAGGGGCCUUUCAUUCAGCGAUUCCUGCCAGUGUCAGUUCGCCAUGGGGGGCUGUGUGGGCAAGGGUCGUAGCAUUGUGGAGGAAAAGCUUGAUUUCAAAGGUGGAAAUGUGCAUGUCAUAACAACCAAAGAGGACUGGGACCAGAAGAUUGAAGAAGCAAACAAGGAUGGGAAAAUAGUUGUGGCAAACUUCAGCGCUUCGUGGUGUGGGCCAUGCCGUGUCAUUGCACCUGUUUAUGCUGAGAUGUCCAAGACUUACCCUCAACUCAUGUUCUUGACAAUUGAUGUUGAUGACCUAAUGGAUUUCAGCUCAACAUGGGACAUCCGUGCAACCCCGACGUUCUUCUUCCUCAAAAACGGCCAGCAGAUCGACAAGCUCGUCGGAGCCAACAAACCUGAGCUCGAGAAGAAAGUACAAGCUCUUGGUGAUGGCAGUUGAACCAUGCUACAGAAUUAGAACAGAGCCAGCUUGUCAUUGCUUAUAUAUCUGUAUUGCCAUGCUUGUGUGUCUUAUGUGUUGCAUGAUAGUUUCCUGGUGUACAGUUUCCGUGUCUUUUCCGUCUAGACAAUGUUUUACAAUUUUGCGACACGCAUAUGCAUAUGCUGUGAAACUGUAAGAUGACCCUGCUGGUAAAAUGCUAGUUUUGUGAGAGUGUCA